This is a messenger RNA of Ilex paraguariensis (yerba mate), 896 nucleotides long. The record is from the annotation of a GenBank genome assembly. Lineage: Eukaryota; Viridiplantae; Streptophyta; Magnoliopsida; Aquifoliales; Aquifoliaceae.
AUGGCUACUGUUCUCAAUGCAGAAUUAUCGGAGAAAACUGGCAUUUUUGGUCUCAAGGUUUGGGAAUUGAUUGGGAUCAUUGUGGGGUUAUUUAUUGUGGUUAUCCUCUUUGGCUUAACUUUUUAUCUUACUUCACGAAAGCGAUCUAGAAGGGCUAGAGAAAAGAUUCCCCUUAGUCAUAUUCCAAUUGUUUCAAAGGAAAUUAAGGAAGUACAGGUGGAUCUAGUGUCAACAAAUGAAUUUGUUCCACGUGAUGGGAUUCUUCUCGCAAUCCAUGACAAAUCCAGCGAUAAAGAAUCUGAUAAGGUUUUGCUCCAUUUGAGAAGGGGAAAAACAGAGAAUGGAGAUAACAGCAGUCGAUCGGAUUCAUUCCAUCAUCUUGAUAAAGAGGGUGGAGGGUCUCAAUUAGGAGAAGAAGGGAGUUCUGACACAUUUGCGUUGUAUAAAUCUUCUUCUUCACGUCCAAUAAAUGCUCCUUCUCCUUUAAUUGGCCUGCCUGAAUUUUCUCACUUGGGUUGGGGUCACUGGUUUACAUUAAGAGAUCUUGAACUUGCAACAAACCGAUUUUCAAAGGAGAAUGUUCUUGGUGAGGGUGGAUAUGGAGUUGUUUACCAGGGACAUUUGGUUAAUGGGACUCCAGUGGCAGUUAAGAAGCUCCUCAACAACCUAGGCCAAGCGGAGAAGGAAUUUAGAGUGGAGGUUGAUGCUAUUGGCCAUGUGCGUCAUAAAAAUUUGGUUCGCCUUCUCGGAUACUGCAUUGAAGGAACUCAUAGGAUGUUAGUCUACGAGUACGUGAACAAUGGAAAUUUAGAACAAUGGCUUCAUGGAGCUAUGCGCCAGCAUGGAUAUCUUCCUUGGGAGGCCAGAAUGAAUAUUCUCCUUGGCACAGCAAAGGC